Molecule: messenger RNA, 3486 nt
Organism: Rotaria sp. Silwood1
Lineage: Eukaryota; Metazoa; Rotifera; Eurotatoria; Philodinida; Philodinidae
Source: the annotation of a GenBank genome assembly
AUGAAUCAUUUAUCUGCAAAUUGCUCAACAUUAAAUAUUAUUGGUGAGAUACCUUUAGAAAUAAAUGUUAAUGGAAUAACAACAACAAUUAUUGCUGAUGUUACAACCAAUCUGGUUACGAAUUUAAUAUUAGGUAGUGAUUGGAUUCAAUCAAACAAUGUUUAUAUUCUUACACCUGAACAACGAAUUAUGAUCCGAAGUCGAGGUAAAGAAGUAUCAACUCCUUUUGUAAAACCACCUCUUUUCAAUUAUCCGGUUACUCUUAUUAAUCAUAUUACUCUUCCUCCUUUUUCAGAAAAAAUAGUAGAAGCACAAGUUCAACAUAACAAUAUGAUAGAUGUAUUAUUUGAACCAAAUCCUCGAUUAAAAAAUAAAGCAUUAUUUACUGCAACUGCAUUACUGAACAUUGAAAAUAGACGAAUAAAAAUUAGUAUAAUUAAUGCAACGAAUCGACAACAAACACUUUCCGAAGGAACCAAAUUAGGUAUAGUGACACAAUUAUCUUCUACAAUUGGUGUUACUAUACCAUCAAAUUAUUUGAUAGAACGCAUUCUGGAAGGAAAAGCGUGUAAAGAGCUCAUUCCUGAGGGGAAAGGAGCGAACAAAUCAAAUAAAUUAAAUUGUAACAACAUACCAACUAUAGCAUCACACGGAAAACAACGUCAAUGUCGUAAAUGUUAUCAACAUUUUGAUACUAGCAAUGAAUUAUUCAAGCAUCUUAGAAAUCAAUGUUAUCCUGACGAAAUAAGACAGCAAAUAAAUAAAUUAACUGAACAUAUUAGCGAUGAUAAACAACGAGAACAAAUUUUAAAAAUUUUAUGGAAAUAUGGAAAAUUAUUUGACAUUAGUGAACCAUCAAAAAUUGAUAUAAUUUUAAAAAAUGCUAUUGAUACUGAUGCUUUUCCAUUACCAAGAAUUGAUGAUAUUUAUGACCAAUUAACAAAAGCAGCAUAUUUUACAAAAUUCGAUUUUAAAGCUGGAUAUUUUCAAGUACCAUUAGACAAAUUAGAUCGACCAAAAACAGCAUUUUCAACUCGAGAUGGACAUUUUCAAUUUAAAGUAUUACCACAAGGUCUUACUAAUGGACCACCAACAUUUCAACGAAUUGUUAAUCAAAUAUUAGGUCCAAAUAGGUGGAAACAUGUACUCGCUUAUAUCGAUGAUAUUAUUAUUUACUCGCAAAAUUUUAAUGAACAUUUAAAACAUAUUGAAGAAGUAUGUUCAUUAUUACAUGAAGCAAAUUUUAAGUUAAAUGUUGAUAAAUGUGAAAUUGCAAGAACAGAAAUACUAUUUCUUGGACAUUUAAUUAAAGCUGGUACUAUUAAACCUGAUCCAGACAACAUCCGUGGUUUAACUGAUACACGUGAACCGACAUCACCUGAAGAAGCAUUUCGAUUCGUCAAAGCAGCAGAAUAUUACCGAAAAUUUAUUCCAAAAUUUUCCACCAUCGCUGCACCAUUACACAAAUAUUCUCCAGCAACAGUACAACAACAAAAGAACAAUAAAAAAUUAAAAUUUGAAUUAUCUGCUGAAGCUAGAACAGCAUUCCACCAACUCAAGAAAAUACUAACAACUGAUCUUAUUCUUGAUUUACCUGAUGAUACAUUAACAUUUAAAUUACAAACUGAUGCUUCUGUAGAUGGAAUUGGUGCUGUUCUAUUACAAAUUACUUCCAAUGGUGAUCGACCAUUAGCAUAUAUGUCAAAGAAAUUAACACAAGCACAAAUUAAGUGGCCAACAAUUGAACAAGAAUGUUAUGCAAUAGUACAAGCAAUAGAAAAAUGGGAUAAAUAUCUUCGUGGACAUGAAUUUAUAUUAGAAACUGAUCAUGAACCAUUAAUUCAUUUUACAAACAAAGAACAAUUAAAUAAAAGAUGUGAACGAUGGCGAUUAAAAUUAGCUGAAUAUCGAUUUAAGGUGAAACAUAUUCAAGGUAAGAAAAAUUAUAUGGCAGAUUAUCUUUCAAGAUCACCAGUCGACAUAGCUGAAGAAGAUAUUGAAGAACGAACUCAGUAUGAAUCAACAUCAACACAAACAGAUUUAUCAUUUUCAUCAUUAAAUGAUAAUUUGAUUCCAUUAAAAAUGACAACAGCAAUUACUAGAGCUCAAGCCAAAUUACAACAACAAGCAAUGGCAACACCAUCUAUUAAACUGACAGAUGGAAAAAUUAAUGAGCUCAUCCCACAAGGGAAAGUAGCGACUGAUGAAGAACGAAUAAUCAAACCAACAGAUGAAAAUCCAAAUAAGAUCAUCCCAUUUGAUAUGGAUGACUUAAGAAAAUGUCAAGAAGAAGACAAAACAAUUCACGAAAUAAAAAAGAAUAGUAAGAAUAAAAAACAAUAUUUUAUUAAAGAUGGAAUAUUAUUUAGAAAACAACAACUACCACUUCCACCAGUGCCAUACGUUCCAGUAGGACGAAUACGUGCUGAUAUAUUAAAAAUUUAUCAUGAUACACCUGCUAAUGGAGCUCAUUUUGGCCGUGACAAAACAAUAAGGAAAAUUCAAGGACGUUAUUAUUGGCCAACAAUGAUAGCAGAUAUUAAAAAUCAUUUAAAUUCAUGUUUACCAUGUGCACAAAAUAAUUAUCGCCGUCAAAAAUUACCAGGAAAAUUAAAACCAAUACCACCACCCGAAGGAAUAUGGAAAUUAUUAAGUAUGGAUUUUCAUGGUCCAAUUACUCCAACAUCAAAAAAAGGAAACAGAUAUAUUAUAUCUCUUACAGACGUUUUAUCAAAAUUUGUUAUUGCAAAAGCUGUUCGAGAUUGUUCAGCAGCAACAGCAGCAAAAUUUCUUAUAAACGAUGUUAUAUUAAAAUAUGGCACUCCAACAUGUAUAUUAACCGAUAAUGGUACUCAUUUUACUUCUCAAGUUAUGAACAAAUUAUUUGAAAAUAUUGGAGUCACUCAUCUUUAUUCCACAGUAUAUCAUCCACAAACUAAUGGACAAAUUGAACGAUUUAAUGCUACGAUGGAUGGAAAAAUUGCCGCCUUAUGUAAUGAACGACGCACGGAUUGGGAUGAAGUAUUACAAUUUGUUACAUUUAAUUAUAAUACAUCAAUACAUGCAACAACAAAACAAACACCAUUCGAAAUGAUGCAUGGAAGACAAGUUACACUUCCAUUUGAUCAACAAAAAGAAAUUAUUUCGCUCACACAAGAUCCAGAGCAUAGUCAAAAAAUUAGAAUAUAUCUCGAAAAAUUAGUAAAUGAAGCUCGAAACAAUAUUAUAAAAAAUCAACAACAAUAUAAAGCUCGAUAUGAUUUACAUAGACAAGAUUUAUCAUUAAAACUCAAUGAUCUAGUUUUGGUAAAAACAAGAAACAUUAGAAAUAAAUUUGAUAUACGAUAUGAAGGUCCAUUUAAAAUUAUAAAACAAUUAGGAAUUAAAACAUUUAUUGUCCAACAUGUUAAAAAAUUAACGUUAACAAAACAAGUGACAAUGGAUGUUAUCGUUCCAUUGGUGGAACGAUGGAAUUUAAUCCAAUAA